This is a messenger RNA of Salvia hispanica, 1491 nucleotides long. The record is from RefSeq and is a predicted model, not a curated record. Lineage: Eukaryota; Viridiplantae; Streptophyta; Magnoliopsida; Lamiales; Lamiaceae.
GAACCUGUGACGUGGCUGAAAACGAGGAUUAACAUUACAGGCAUGAAUGGUGAUACGGUCAAUUAAAUGUUGUGCACAUUCACAGAUAAGCAACCACAAGAUUUUCAAAGAACCCAUCAACACUAUGCUCAAAUUUCCACCUCCUUCUCUCCGAUCUCCUUCGUCAUCUCCAUUUCUCUCAUCUUCCUCUUCUCUUUCCCUCCGCACAAUCAAUAUGAUUUUCCAUGGGAGAAAUACAAAUCAUUUUUCCAGCAUCUCAGCGUCGACCGAUCAUCAUGGCCCUCCACAAGAUUCUUCCUUUCCGCUUUAGUUGAUAUUUUGCAGGGAGGGGAAUCUUUCUUCAGGAAUACAUUGUCAGCUAUGGAGAAUGUUUAUCUAGAGAGGAAUCCAACAGCUAAAAGAAUCUUGGAUCUUGUUCAUUCAUAUGAAAAGGAUCAUAUUUGUUAUGAUCACUUUGCUUUUCGCACCUUCGGGGUGAAUGACCAUGGGAUUGAUUCCAUAGCUAGAUUCUUUAUGGAUUUUGGUUAUGUGCAAAGGGAUGAGUUGAGCUUCCCAGCAAAGAAGCUGAAAGCCUAUUGGUUUUCGCCUCCCUCUGAGGUUCGUGCUGGUGCUGGCGCAGGCGUUAAUGGCCCGUUGCCACGGAUAUUUAUAUCACAACUUCUUGUUGAUCAAAUGACCUCAGAAGCUCAGAAAAUCAUCAAAAAAUACACUGCAAUGUCUGGGAAUGGAUAUAUGCAUUCUGCUUUGGCCAGUGCACUGGGAUGUUUGACAUGGGAAACACCCUCAUUCUCCGAGUUCCAACAGUUGGCCCGGGAAAGUGAGUAUGCUGCAUGGACCCUUGUCAAUGGGUACGCGUUGAAUCAUGUCACUGUUUCUGCUCAUCGCCUCAAAUCAAAUUUACGGAAGAUCGAUAAUCUUAAUAAGUUCAUUGAGGAGAAUGGUUUCAGAUUGAACUCUGAAGGAGGCAUUCUCAAGGUGAGCCCUGAUGGUCUUUUGCUACAAAGCUCAACCGUGGCAGAUUCGUCUUCUUUCCACUUCUCUGAAGGAAUCACGGAAUCAAUACCACGCUGUUAUAUUGAAUUUGCUGAACGCCUCGUGCUUCCUCAGUUCAAAAAUGUAGCCGAGGACAAGGUUGAAGAGUUCCACAGACGAGAUGGUUUUGAGGUUGGGAACGCAGAUAAGAUAUUCGAGAGCACAUCUAAGGAUCAGCUUAGCAGGCAGGCUGCGUGAGGCACGAGACAACAGUGUGUACGAGGAAACUAUUAGAUAUGAUCCUAGCUCAUCUAUAUUAGUAUGGAUAACAUUUCCCCUUAUAAGGCCUUUUAAGGGGUGAGUGCUCAUUUCUAAUAGAAAUACUAUACUGUCUGAAUCUUUGCAGAAAGCAAGGUUGUGAAAUGUCAGUGUUAGCAGUUACCCUUGUCUAGAUGUUGAUGGAUUCAGUGACUUUGGAUUGUAUCCAUUUCUUCUUUAUUACAAUUUAUUUUUUCUGAA